AUGAAGAAAAAAUGUUUUUAUUUUUCAGCACGUCAAAUUCCGGAUGUGAGUCCUACUGGACGUUAUACAACUGCCGUACCAUUUCUUAUUAUUCUCUCGAUUUCAGCUGUAAAAGAAAUUUUUGAAGAUAUUAAAAGGCGAAAAUCCGAUCAAAAAGUUAACAAUUUUCAAACGCGAAUACUAAGAAAUGGAAAAUGGGAACGAAAACGAUGGAAACAUGUUAUAGUUGGUGAUAUUCUACGGAUUGAAAAUGAAGAAUUGUUUCCUGCGGAUAUGAUAUUAUUGUCUAGCAGUGAGCCACAGGCUAUGGCAUAUAUUGAGACAUCGAAUUUGGAUGGUGAGACAAAUUUAAAAAUCAGGCAAGGGCUAUCGUGCACUGCAGAUUUUACUUCUUUGCAAUCAGUCGCAUCAGCAAAAUUCGCUAUAGAAUGCGAAAAACCAAAUCGCUUUGUAAAUGAAUUCAAUGGAACAUUACAUAUGCAAAAUCUUCACCGUCCCUUACGUAUCAAUCAAUUAUUAUUGCGAGGCGCUAGGCUGAAGAAUACACAGUGGAUUUGUGGUGCUGUGAUUUAUACUGGACAUGAUGCAAAAUUAUUGAUGAAUUCGAAAACAGCUCCUUUGAAAAGAUCGAAUGUCGAUGUUAUGACCAACAGACGUAUAAUAUUUUUAUUUUUUGUUCUGGUUGCUUUGGCCAUCAUUAGUGCGUUUGGUGCUCUUCUGUUUGAUAACGUUUGGCUUGUUAAUGCUUAUUAUCUUGGAUUGGAAGGUUCUCAACGUUCGACUUUUUUUUGGAACGUUCUUGCAUUUUUUAUUCUAUAUAAUAAUUUGAUUCCGAUUUCCCUUCAAGUUACGCUGGAAUUAGUUCGAUUUUUUCAAGCAUCUUAUAUUAACAAUGAUUUGCAAAUGUAUGAUGAAGCUACAGAUACUCCAGCAGUUGCUCGCACUUCUAAUCUGAAUGAAGAAUUAGGACAAGUUAAAUUUGUUAUGUGUGAUAAAACUGGUACCCUAACAAGGAAUGUGAUGAAAUUUAAAAGAUGUUCUGUCGCAGGAAUGAAUUUUGGCAAGGAUGACGAGGACGAUUUCGAUGAUCCAUCUUUAAUUGAAUGUUUACAAACAUCAAGUGAAAACACAACCAUUGCUGAGUUUUUGCGAAUGAUGGCUAUUUGUCAUACAGUAGUGCCUGAAAAAGGAAAUGAAAACGGAAUUAUCUAUCAAGCAUCUUCCCCUGACGAAGGUGCUCUCGUGCGUGGCGCUGCCUCAUUAGGGUUUAUUUUCCACACCAGAAAGCCUGAAUUUGUUGUUAUUAAUGCAAUGGGCAAAGAAGAGAUUUACGAGAUAUUAAAUAUCCUAGAAUUUACUAGUGAUCGUAAAAGGAUGGGGGUUAUUGUGCGAUGUCCUGAUUCGACGAUUCGGCUUUAUAUCAAAGGAGCGGACUCAGUUUUAUUUGAUAGAAUACGUGGUGAUUCUCCAUACAAAGAUAAAUGCGUUGAACAUCUCAUCGAAUAUGCAUCAAAGGGAUAUCGUACAUUAUGUUUUGCUACGCGAAUUAUAGAGGAUAGUGAAUAUCGUAAUUGGUCCGCUGAUUUUGAAGCUGCGUCGUUAGCGAUUGAUAAUCGAGGAAUAAAAAUGGCAGAUUGUGCAGAACUUAUAGAGAAAGAAUUAAUCCUUGUUGGUGCAUCUGCAAUAGAAGAUAAAUUGCAACAGCAAGUUCCUGAAACUAUAAAAGCUCUUAUGGAUGCUGAAAUUCGUAUUUGGAUGCUAACAGGUGAUAAGCGUGAAACAGCUGUAAAUAUUGCAUUUUCUGCUGCACUUUGUAACUCGGAAAGUAUUCCUCUUUGCUUGGAUACUACAACUUAUAAUGAAACGAUCUCGCGCUUAACAACGUUAAUUAAGCACGCUGAAAUGUUCAGACAAUCAGAUUCAAAUGUCAUGUUAAUUAUUGAAAGCACAAGUUUACACUACGCACUAACAGGCGAUUGUCGUCCUCUUUUGGGAGAAUUAGCAUUAUUAUGUCAUUCAGUGAUUUGCUGUAGAAUGACUCCGAUGCAAAAAGCAGAAAUCGUCGAAUUGGUAAGAUCAUGCGGCGAACAUGUUGUACUGGCGAUUGGUGAUGGAGCUAAUGAUGUUGCAAUGAUUCAGGCUGCAAAUGUUGGUGUAGGAAUCUCUGGUGAGGAAGGACUGCAAGCUGCUUCUGCCAGUGAUUAUUCGAUUUCGCAGUUUCAUUUUCUUCGACGCCUUAUCCUUGUACAUGGCACUUGGAAUUUUGAUCGUUGUGUGAAAGUCAUAUUCUAUAGCUUUUACAAAAAUAUAUGCUUGUACUUAAUCGAAUUAUGGUUUGCUCUAUUCUCUGCUUUUUCUGGACAAACAGUAUUUGAACGAUGGACUAUUGGUCUAUUUAAUGUCGCUUUUACUGCAUUGCCACCAAUAAUUCUCGGUUUAUUUGAUCGUCCAAUCGCAGAUUCAACUAUCCAGAAGUUCCCCGCUCUUUAUUUUAGUUUUCACGAGAGAGCUUUUUCCAUUAAACAAUUUGCAUUUUGGAUUUCAAUGGCAGUAUGGCACUCAUUAAUUUUAUAUUUUUUUUCAUUUUUAUUUAUGUAUAAUUCUACAGUUUGGGGGAAUGGCCGUGAUGCGGGUUGGUUAAUGCUUGGUAAUUCUUGUUACACAUUUGUUGUUGCAACGGUCUGCUUUAAAGCAUUACUCGAAUGCGAUUCUUGGACGCAUAUAAUUUUAUAUUCUAUUGUUGGUUCUAUCGCUCUUUGGUUUCUUUUUUUGGCUAUUUAUUCAGCGUUGUGGCCUUUUAUUCCACUUGGUGAUGAUAUGACUGGAAUGGCAUACAUAAUGAUCUCAUCGCCAAAUUUUUGGCUCGCUUUCUUUUUAAUCCCUCUUUUCGCACUUCUUUUUGACUUCAUAUUUAAAGUGUAUGCUUUUUUUUUAUUUUAUGUAUCUAUACGAAUUACAGUGUCACCUACUCCAAGAGAGCUUUUAUGCAUUAAAGAAUAUAAAUCGCGUGAUCGUGUCAUGGAAUUAUCGGGGUACUUUAUAUUUUUUUUUGAUAAAUUUCAUUUGCACAAUUUAUUUUCUUUUAAUUCUUUUUUUUGA
Molecule: messenger RNA, 3099 nt
Organism: Dracunculus medinensis (Guinea worm)
Lineage: Eukaryota; Metazoa; Nematoda; Chromadorea; Rhabditida; Dracunculidae
Source: the annotation of a GenBank genome assembly